AUGCAGUCUUCAUUGAACAACUGGCUGAAGAAGCCAAGUCAGGAUAACCAGCCUGGAAAUCCCCCAAAUGCUCCCCCAAUUCUAUCGCCAAGGACUACUCGACCACCGCCGCCCCCGAAAUCAGUUUCUGCGCCUACACGCGUUCCCUCCAAUACGACGCCUACGCCCUCAGCAAUGGAGAACUGGAACGACAUACCCGACGACUUCCUCCAAGCCCCGUCGAGACCGCGAUCGAAGAAAAGCCCUCGUCCUUCUCGAGCAGUCACGCCCACCAUCUCGCGCAUACCUUCACCCAUUUCUCUCUCAGCCCAGCAACCGGCCAUCCCGCAACUCUUCGCCCUACGUCCUCUACCGCCCAACGUCCAACUCGUACCCCUCACCGAAGACUUGUUACCGGCGUUCAAACGUCUGAAUACACUCACUCUACCUAUAUCCUAUCCUGAGGCGUUCUACAAGGAGACCAUGACGGAACCACACCAUGGCAUCACGCUCGUAGCAGUAUGGCACUCUUCGCCCACGAAUGCCAACUCGCCAUCGCCCACAGAGAAGCCAAAUCUCGUCGGUGCCGUCCGAUGUCGCAUAUUGCCUUCCUCCCAACUAUACAUUUCCACCAUUGGCGUCCUGGCUCCCUACCGCUCCCAUGGUAUUGCUAUGCAUCUCUUACAGGCAGUGGUGAAGAAAGCCGUCGAGCUCCACAGUGUGCGCUGUGUCACGGCGCACGUGUGGGAGGCCAACAAGGAAGGUAUGGAAUGGUACAAGAAGCGGAACUUCGAGAUACUGGAGAGAGAAGAGGGCUACUACAGGAAGCUGAGGCCGCAGGGUGCUUUCCUUGUGAGGAAGUGGAUCGGCGUUGGAGACCUUCUGGGAAAUGGUACUGUGCAACAAAAUGGAGCAGGUGGUGAAUGA
Molecule: messenger RNA, 906 nt
Organism: Alternaria atra
Lineage: Eukaryota; Fungi; Ascomycota; Dothideomycetes; Pleosporales; Pleosporaceae
Exons: 1
Coding region: 1-906 (301 amino acids)
Biological process (GO): mitotic sister chromatid cohesion
Cellular component (GO): NatA complex
Molecular function (GO): acyltransferase activity, transferring groups other than amino-acyl groups
Source: RefSeq, a predicted model, not a curated record